Messenger RNA from Cajanus cajan (pigeon pea), 3888 nucleotides. Its product is annotated as disease resistance protein Roq1. The record is from RefSeq and is a predicted model, not a curated record. Gene Ontology annotation, molecular function: ADP binding. NCBI's taxonomy places the organism in Eukaryota, Viridiplantae, Streptophyta, Magnoliopsida, Fabales, Fabaceae. Gene Ontology annotation, biological process: signal transduction; defense response.
UUAUUCUCAUGGAUGGGUGAAUUUAUAUGUUGAAGGAGUACAAGACAAAAAGUGUCAUUUGCCAAGUGCUAUAUAGUACAUGAUCGUUUAAAGCCUUGUGCAGUUGAGGUUUUGUUAAAACAUUGACAAAGAUUCCAUGAGUAUGUGGACCUAUGAUGUUUUCCUCAGUUUUAGAGGAGAGGAUACCCGCUUUGGUUUCACUGGUCAUCUCUACAGUGCUUUAAUCCAAAGGGGGAUCAAGGCUUUCAUGGAUGAUGAAGGGCUUGAGAAAGGGGAACAAAUUUCACCUGCCAUUUUCAAUGCCAUUGAAGAGUCUAGGAUGGCCAUCAUUGUGUUCUCCAAAACCUAUGCAUCCUCAACAUGGUGCCUUGAAGAGCUUGUCAAAAUCCUCAAUUGUAAGAGAACCAAGGAACUUGUAGUUUAUCCACUGUUUUACAACGUGGAUCCUUCAGAGGUGCGGCAUCAGAGGGAAUGUUAUGGCCAACAAUUGGCUAUGCAUGACAAACAGAAAGUGCAAAACUGGAGCCUGGCUUUGCAUGAAGCUGCCAAUCUUGCAGGGUGGCAUUUUAAAGAAGGAAAAGAGUAUGAAUAUGAAUUUAUCAGACGGAUUGUUGAAAUGGUGGACAUGUCAAAGCGCAAUCUUAUACCUAUUGAUAAAUAUCUAGUUGGACUCGAGUCACGUGUACCUAAAAUAAUAUUCCGUUUGCAACUCUCUGCUCCCACUGUGAUCAUGGUCGGAAUAUGUGGAGUUAGUGGAAUAGGUAAAACCACUCUGGCUCAAGCUUUGUAUGAUUCCAUCUGCCAGCAAUUUGAAGGUUCAUGCUUUCUUAGUGAUGUUGGAGGAAAUUCAGCCAAAUAUGGGUUAGCACAUCUCCAAGAGAAAAUUCUUUCCGAAAUAGCUGGUGAGAAUAUCAAGGUGGUAAAUGAGAACAAAGGAAUUUCAAUUCUAAUUAGGAAGUUGCAAGGCAAAAGGGUUCUUUUGAUACUUGAUAACGUGGACGAGCCUGAGCAAUUGGAGUAUUUAGCAGGAGAAUGCAAUUGGUUUGGUUUGGGCAGUAGAAUUAUCAUAAUUAGCAGGUACAAAGAUGUUCUAGCUGUUCAUGGAGUUGAAAAUAUAUAUGAUGUACCUAAAUUAGAAAAUCAUGAAGCUAAGCAACUUCUAAGUUCCAUGGUAUUCAAGGGACCUAUAACUGAUUAUUGUAAUUCGUUUUUGGAACGUGCAAUUCACUGUUCCCAUGGCCUUCCAUUGCUUUUGAAGGAUAUUGGUUCUGCUUUGUCAGAAAAAAUGAAGGUUAUUGGUUCUGAUUUGUCAGAAACAUCAUUGGAUGAAUUGGAGAUUACACUAGACAGAUAUGAAGGAGUUUGUGAUGGAGAAGUUCAGAGUAUACUUCGUGUGAGUUAUGAUAGUUUGAGUGAAUGUGACAGGAGCAUUUUCCUUGACAUUGCAUGUUUCUUCGUUGGAGAGCCACUAUCAUAUGUUGAGGAAAUACUAUCAGCUUGUGGUUUCUAUCCAGAAUAUAGUAUUAGCAAACUUAGUGAAAGAUCUCUCCUAUCCAUUGCUCCCGGUGGCAGGUUGAUUAUGCAUGACCAUAUGAUAGACAUGGCCAGGAAAAUAGUGCAACAGGAAUCACCCCUGCAUCCUGGAUAUCGAAGUAGAUUAUGGUUUCCUCAAGAUGUUCUUCAAGUUUUAAAUGAAAAUGAGGGAACGGAUACAAUAGAAGUUAUGAUGUUGGCUGACAUACCCCAAGGAAAUGAUGUACUAAAGUUGAGCGACAGAGCCUUCAAAAAUAUGAAAAGCCUGAGAAUACUAAUUCUUAAGGAUGACAUAUAUCAUGGGGUCCCCCAACAUCUCCCAAAUAGCUUAAGAGUUCUGUUAUGGAGUGGAUAUCCUUCAGGGUGUUUACCACCUGAUUUUUUUAAAUUGCCUUCUGAGUGUCUCAUUUUGGACAAGUUCAAGAAUAUGGCAUAUUUGAUUAAAAUGGAUUUCACUGAUUGUGAAUUUUUGUCAGAAGUACCUGACAUUUCUGAAAUUCCACACUUGAGGAUAUUGUAUCUAGAUAAUUGUAUAAAUUUGGUUAAGGUUCAUGAUUCUGUUGGAUUUCUUGGUAAUCUUGAAGAGCUGACUGCAACAGGAUGCACUAGUCUAAAAACAAUUCCAUUAGCAUUCAAGUUGGUAUCUCUCAGAGAGCUCUCUUUUGGUGAGUGCUCAAGACUAGUGAGGUUUCCAGAAAUAUUGUGUGAGAUAGAAAAUUUGAAAUAUCUCAACUUGUGUCAAACUGCCAUAGAGGAAUUACCAUAUUCUAUUGGAAAUCUUAGAGGGCUUGAAUCUUUAAAUCUAAUGGUAUGUACCAGACUUGAUAAGUUACCCAGUAGCAUUUUUAGUCUACCAAGACUUAAGGAAAUUCAAGCUGAUUCAUGUAGAAGGUUUGACAUUUCUAUUGAGUGUGAAGAUCAUGGACAACUGACAAUAACUGUUUCUCCAAACAAUGUUUAUCUAUAUCUGAGCUCUUGCAACUUAACAACUGAACAUCUUGUUACUUGUCUUAGUGGUUUUGCCAACGUUAUACAUUUGGACAUAUCUUACAAUAAUUUAACAGCUCUUCCAGCAUGCAUUAAAGAAUGUAUCCAUUUGAAGACUCUUCUUCUAAACAAUUGCAAGCAGCUUAAAGACAUUUUAGAAAUUCCCCCAAAAUUACAAGACAUAGAUGCAUUGAACUGCACAUCAUUGACAUCCCAGUCAUCAAGUGUACUAUUGAGCCAGGCACUUCAGGCAACUGGGCAGAAAACUGUAAUUCUUCCAGGGUCAAGGAUUCCAAGAUGGUUUGAUCACUGUAGCAGCGAAAGAUCCAUAACUUUCUGGGGUCGUGGGAGAUUCCCAGGGAUUUGCUUGUGUGUUUCUUUUGGGAUAUUGGAAAAUCCACCUUUUCAUUUUAAAGUUGGAUUGUGUGUAGUCAUCAACGGGCACAAAAGGAUUUUCUCUCAACGUUGUUACAGUUGGUCAAUUGAGACAGAUCAUGUGUGGCUAUUUGAUCUAACUGCCCAUAUUCGUAGUGAAGAUCUCAGACAGACAUUUGUGGAGAGUGAUUGGAAUCAUGUGAAGAUUUCAUACUGUGAUUGUCAAAUGGAACACAAUUCAUGCAUACGAGUUGAGGAUGGAGCAAGAAGGAUGGCCAUUGUGAAAUGGUGUGGAAUACACGUAUACAGGGAAUAUAGUAGAAUGGAGGAUAUCUUAUUUACGAAGACCAGAAAUGUACAAGAAAAUAAUAGAAGUAAAAGGGUUGGUAGUGAGGUUUUGGAUUCGGAGAAACGUCAAAGGAAAAGUUGAAAGCAAUUUAUCUAACUGGGGAUGAAUCCAUUGUUGAACCAUCAAAUUGCCUAUGUUGAUUGUACAAAUCUACUUGAUAUCAUUACUUUCUAUUUUCUACAGGCCAAAAGGCAGUAUACAUACAAAUUCUGAAAGUUUAAGGAAGAAACAACAUGCUAAAAUUAUUUCCAAAUAUUCUCCCCUCCCCAAACCCACAAAUAAUCUGAAUCAUGAUUUCCUAAACAUGUACAGAAUAUGUUUAUGCACUUUCACAACGUCCCCUUUAAAAUUGAAGCAUGAACCACUGGUGUCUACCUAGUGGGAGGGGAGAUUGGAGUAAUAUGCAAAGGAUUCUAGAUUUAAAUCUUGGCGUCGUUAUUGUAAUUUUGAUAAAAACCAAAAAAAUGCCCCAACUUUGCAAAAAGAAUUUCAGUGUCAACCAAGUUGACACUUGAUAAAUUUAUAUACAAGUUGGUUGUAUGUGUGAAUGGGAGGAAUAGUAAUACCUUGUACUUUUUAUUGAAAAUUAGAGAAAGGUUUGUUUGUUUAAAUUAUUUUUCUUAUAAAAACCUUUUUUUAAUGAA